GAAUCGGGAACCCUCUUCGCUUGACGUCGAAUUUCUCGUGCUCUCUCUCUCUCUCUCUGAGAAUAAGAGUCAAUAGCCAGCAUUAUUUCCAAUCUCUUUAUCAAUCGCAGAAGCCCUGCUCUGGAGAACCCACCAUGGCUUACGUCGAGCGAGGUGUUGUUAAAUCAAAGAGAUCAAUAUGGCGUCUGAAAACAAUCACAGAUUUUUUCUGGGCUAUUGUUAACUUCAUUGGAGUCUUUUUUGCAACAAUGUUUUCGAUGGAAAAGUCGGAUGCCUACAGAAAAGGUUCCGCUUCUGGUAAAAAAUGGGAUGGUGGUGGCCCUGGAGGUCCUGGGGGACCAUAUGGUGGUGGUCCACGGGGUCCUCCUCGUCGUGGUCUUGACAAUGUUCGUGGACUAGACAGUGUUAGUGGGGCUGACCAUAGUUCUCUGCCCGCCUGUGGCUCUUGCUGUGGUUGAGCAAGAUAGGUUGUUCAAAUGGACUUCACAGUUCUCUUGCCUAAAUUGCCUCUAUAAGUAUCAGGAGUUGAACUCUUUCAACAUGCCAAUGACGUGCCACUGUGGAGUUUAUGUAUGCAUUUUCUACCAAAAACACAAACAGUUUGUGCAUAUCCUGAAAUUUAACCAGCAAAGCGUAUACUUUAUAAUUGCAUCCGAGCGAAUAAGACUGAAAAAUACGCGUUCUUGUUAAUGUUUUUGGUCAUGUUUUGUUGGGUUGUGUUUUCUCAAAGAUUUGGUUAAUUGGGAGUUGGGUUGUCAGGAGACCCUUGCUCUUUA
Prosopis cineraria is the source of this 776-nucleotide messenger RNA. RefSeq lists its product as uncharacterized. The record is from RefSeq and is a predicted model, not a curated record. Gene Ontology annotation, biological process: calcium ion transport; endoplasmic reticulum calcium ion homeostasis. Lineage: Eukaryota; Viridiplantae; Streptophyta; Magnoliopsida; Fabales; Fabaceae. Gene Ontology annotation, cellular component: endoplasmic reticulum membrane; Golgi apparatus. The transcript is spliced from 4 exons. Bases 135 to 458 code for a protein of 107 amino acids.